Molecule: messenger RNA, 1532 nt
Organism: Sesamum indicum (sesame)
Lineage: Eukaryota; Viridiplantae; Streptophyta; Magnoliopsida; Lamiales; Pedaliaceae
Gene: IM
Product: Alternative oxidase family protein
Biological process (GO): alternative respiration; carotenoid biosynthetic process
Cellular component (GO): thylakoid; mitochondrion
Molecular function (GO): alternative oxidase activity
Source: RefSeq, a predicted model, not a curated record
AGAAGUUUCUGACAUUGGAGGCCCUCAGAUGCCGGGUCUCGGCUGCUUGUUUCUAUUUUAUUUUGGGGUACGACUUUGGAGUUUGUUUCGCAGGAAGGAAAAAGGCGGCCCACCGAACGUCAGUUCCAAUUUAGAUUCUUCAAGUCCGUCACCAGUUCAAAUGAGCAGGCUUUAGGCACAGGCAUUGGGAAGGAGCGAAAAUGGCGGUUUCUAUUUCUUCCAACAUGGCUUCCGGUGUUCUUCUUCCGGCGCCCUUUUUCAAGAAAGGGAAGGACUUGCGAUUUUCUUCAUUGCAGUGCAAUUCUGGAAGCCCGAUUCGUCUGAGUAAUUGUGCUUCAAAUCCUCGGUUCUCCAGAAAACGGCUUUUUCAAGUUCAAGCAACAAUAUUACAAGAGGAUGAUGAGAAAGUGCUAGUCGAGAAGUCAUUUGAUCCAAAAAGUUUCCCGGAAAAGGAACGAGAAGGAACACCUGGUUCCUCGACUGAUGAUUCACCGUCCUCCAGUGGUUUCGAGAAGUGGAUUAUAAAACUUGAGCAAUCUGUAAAUAUUUUUCUCACGGACUCUGUGAUAAAGAUCCUUGACACCUUGUACCAUGAUCGUCAUUAUGCAAGGUUUUAUGUUCUCGAAACUAUUGCCAGAGUACCUUAUUUUGCCUUCAUGUCUGUUCUACACAUGUACGAGAGUUUUGGAUGGUGGCGAAGAGCUGACUAUUUGAAAGUUCAUUUUGCUGAGAGUUGGAAUGAGAUGCAUCAUUUGCUUAUUAUGGAAGAAUUAGGAGGAAAUUCUUGGUGGUUUGAUCGGUUUCUUGCUCAACACAUUGCAGUCUUCUACUAUUUUAUGACUGCUUGUAUGUAUGCUUUGAGUCCAAGAAUGGCAUAUCAUUUCUCGGAAUGUGUGGAGAGCCAUGCAUUUGAAACUUACGACAAGUUUAUCAAGACUCAAAGAGAGGAGUUGAAGAGAUUGCCCGCUCCUGCAGUUGCAGUGAGAUAUUACACUGAAGGUGACUUGUACUUGUUUGAUGAAUUCCAGACUUCAAGACCUCCCAACUCUCGACGGCCUAAAAUAGAGAAUUUGUACGAUGUCUUUCUUAACAUUAGAGAUGAUGAAGCAGAACAUUGCAAGACAAUGAAGGCCUGCCAAACUCAUGGUACCCUCCGCUCACCUCACUCGUAUCCAGACAGCACUUGGGAAGAUGACGAUUCAGGGUGUGUCCUGCCUGAGGCAGAUUGUGAAGGCAUUGUUGAUUGUAUAAAGAAAUCUGUAAGAGACCCUCCAGCAAACAAAAGAUGAUGCAUCAGAAACCCCAAAAUCCAGGAAACUUGAUGCAGUUGAAAAAGCCUUACAUUACCCAAAGAAUAAACAUGUAUAGGAAAAUAAUUAUCCUAGUGCAAUGUUUCUUUUCUCUCCCUGAAGGUAUAUCACAGUUAUUCAUAGCUAACUCUCAUUUGGAGAUCAUUGUUAUAGUGUGUCAGAUGUAUGGAAACAUAAGAAGUACGAGAUUUUACAUGUUAUGUAUCAUAAUAUUUUCAAAUA